CCCCAGCUGGGCCAAUGAGCGGCGGCGGGAGGUGAAAUCCGGUUCUAACCGGUCCGGGGCUCCCAGCGCUAUAAAAACUUUAUAAACCCCCCGGAGCCUGAGCAGUGUGAAGAGGCGAGAACGACCCCCGGACCGACCAAAGCCGCGCGCCGCUGCAUCCCCGCGUCCAGCGCCUGCGUCCCGCUGCCGUCGCCACCAUGCCCAAGAGAAAGGCUGAAGGGGAUGCUAAAGGAGAUAAAGCCAAGGUGAAAGACGAACCACAGAGAAGAUCUGCAAGGUUGUCUGCCAAACCUGCUCCUCCAAAGCCAGAGCCCAAGCCUAAAAAGGCCCCUGCAAAGAAGGGAGAGAAGGUACCCAAAGGGAAAAAGGGAAAAGCUGACACUGGCAAGGAUGGGAAUAACCCUGCAGAAAAUGGAGAUGCCAAAACAGACCAGGCACAGAAAGCUGAAGGUGCUGGAGAUGCCAAGUGAAGUGUGUGCGUUUUUGAUAACUGUGUACUUCUGGUGACUGUACAGUUUGAAAUACUAUUUUUUAUCAAGUUUUAUAAAAAUGCAGAAUUUUGUUUUACUUUUUUUUUUUUUUUUAAGCUAUGUUGUUAGCACACAGAACACUUCAUUGUUGUUUUUCGGGGGAAGGAGCAUAUGUCACUAGUAGAAUGUCUCUAAAGCUGGAUUGCUAUGGGGGAAGACACCUUUCCCUUCUAGUUUUGAGAGACUUCCUCUUUGUUCCCAAGAGGAAGGGAUUCCCUGAUGUUGGCACACAUAGCCACCUUGGCACAAAUGCCUUGUGGUAUGGAAAAACUCAAACUCAUCUGUAUGUCCUCCUGUCCCUCUCUGCCAUCGGCAUAGACUUAAUUCCCCUAAACUCAGACCUAUUGGGACCUGAUUCCCAACGAUUGGUUUUACCAGUGUGUGGGGCAAUCUGGACUUUCCAGUGACGUCAUUGAGAAUAGUGUCCCUCAGAAGAGCAGCAGUUCCUUUUCUAGAUUGUGGAUCUUCAGAUUAAUAAUUUUUGCCAUUUUCCUUUCAUUUCCUGAAAGUCAGGGUCGGCUUGUGAAAAGUUGUUAAACAACAUGCUAAAUGUGAAAUGUCAACCCUCACUCUAAACUUUCCCUAUUCAGAGCAUCAAAUGAAGACUUCAUUGGGUUUUAUAGUGGCUUUCUGAUUUUGGUAGUCCAUUCAAGAAAGGAGUUUGAAAGUUGUUGUAUACUGUUAACGAUUGUCUGCCCAUGUCCUGCCUGAAAUACCAUGAUUGUUUAUGAAAAGUAUCUUUAAUAAAGCUGGAUACAGUUUGGCUUGGAAUGCUGCCUCUGAUCUUUUCCCACCAAUGGGGAACCUGGCUUCUCCAAGUCUCUUGAGACUGGAUGUAUUCUGGUGGUGUGGUGUAGAGGUUCCAUUUAUUGUCCGGUAAUCUUUCAUGGAUCUUUGUAGUCUGUCUCCAAAACAUAGUGAUAGGUGGAGUUGGGAAGGCUCCCAGGAGUAGAUGUGAGAGGCUAUAAGCAGAGAAGUGGUUUCUGCCUAAGAUUAUGUAGCAAGCAGUCCCUGAAGUGUUUUUACAUGGAAGUUUUUGGUGGUUUUAAGGUUUGGCCUGGUAGCUGACAGCCAAGAGUGUCUACUUCAUCCACAUAUGACAUAAAUUUGAAAAUUAAUAGAAAAUGCUGUAGGCUUGUCAGAUGUCCCUGUGUUGUAUAGGGAAGGUGACACUUACUUCUAAGGUGGUCUGCAAAUAAAGAUGUUAAUGGGAGUUAUUGGAGAAUCUGCAGAGAACUUUCUUUAGUAUCAGAAUAUAGAAUUCACUGAUUGUGAUUUUGAGUUUGCUUUUACAUCAUCCGGUUGUAUAUUUCAGGAGAGUAAAAUAAAUUGGAGGCUGAACAAAAUUGACUUUGGUCAGUUAAGUUUCUUAUUGAUGAAGAUUUAUAUAUUAUCUCUUACCCUAAGGUUUGAGACAGUUGUGUGGUGUGUUAAUAUCUACUUAUAGUUAUUUGUACAUAGAAGAAGCAGUGAAAUCCAGUUUCAAACACCCAACUUAACCUGUCAGAAGUCAUUAACACUUAGGUUUGGGGGCACUGGGUGAAAUAUCAUUUGUCCACUUAAGCCACUUUCAAUUUUACUGUUGCUGAAGAUUUAGGGUGUACAUGCUUAACACCUAGUUUUUACUCAAAAAGAUCUUCCAGAAUGGAAAUAAUCACAGAUGUCUCAGAGUACUUAGGUACAUCAGGUUGAUAUUUGAACAAAAAUUCCAGAACUUGGGAAAGCCGCUACUAGGGUUCUUUAUCAAUAUUCAGGUUAGUAAAAUGUUGAGCUGUGGACUGCUAGAAGUUCUGCCAUGUGCUCCUGUUUAAUUUUUUGGCAAAUCCUCUGAGAUGUGGGUAUUAACCCUGUUUUGUAGCUCAGAUAUAGUGACUGAACGUUUCUUGGUGGUAGUCUGUUUUGACUUAUGUUCAUUGGUCGUUUUUCAUGUUGCCAAAAACUUGCAUGGUGAGCUUGAAUGUUUCUUUUUUCUUCCUGGAAAGUAUUUAUUGAUUUGACCAGUUUUGGAGUAUAAAAAGUCUCAAGAAGACUCACCAGUUACCUACAUUAGGAACUUUAGGGCUUAAAGAGGAGGAGAAUUUAUUUCCUAAAACGGGAAGCUCUAAAGUAGGGCGGCUUUUUGCGCUGCUGCCUUUGGCAUGUUUUCGAGCUACCUGGCCUUCCAAGUUGGCUGCUUGUAGCAUGAGAUACCAGUGUCUAGAAGCAAAGAGGAGGACUUAUUUUUUGAGAAUAAUUAAAGCUAGCCAUGGUGGCACACACCCAUAAUUCUGGCAAGUCAGAGGGCUGAGGCAGGAGGAUUUCAAAGUUUAAGGCCAGCCUAGGUAACACCAGACAGUGUCUAAAAAUAAAAAGGGCAGGAGAUGUAGCUCAAUGGUACAGUGCCCCUGGGUUCAAUUCUCAGUACCAGGAGGGGAAAAAAAUCUUUGUCAGAAAACCUAACAGCCUAUUUCAUCAGUUAUUCAGUCUGCCUAUUUCUAAAUCAAUAUUAACCAGGGAAGAAAUCACAGAAUCUGUUUAGACCAGUCAGGAUCAUUGGUAUUAAAUAAGGGCAGGGUAGAUGUUCCUGGAAGUGAAAGGGCUAUGGGAUGACAAACUUACACAGAUUCUGUAUCUAAACCUGACCUCAUGUGACUUCAUUGUAGCAUUUGACACUGCUGUGUAUAACCUCCCUCUUUCAGAGAUAAUACACACAACAUAAAUUUCACCAUUCUGAAGUAUACAAUUCAGUGGACUUUAGAAUAUUCACUGUGUUGGACAAUAGUCUACUGUCUGUAGAAUAUUUUCACCACCUGCCAAAAGAGCCCUGUACCUAUUAGUUAAUUCCUUAUUCCUUCCUCCCCCAGCCCUAGCCAAUUACUAAUCUUUCUAUAUAAGUUUUCCUAUUCUGAACAUUUGUUUUAAAUGGAAUCAUUUCAUUUUUUUUUUUUAACUGUUUCGCUUAGCAUAGUGUUUUAAAGAUCCAUUUGUCUACCUAGUGGUAUGUAAUUCAUUGGUGUCCCUGGGUGCAUAAGCCACAUUUUGUUUACUCCUCAGUUUAUGGACUUUGGGUUUCUACCUUUUGACCAUUGUGAAUAUCAUGUACAAGUUCUGUGUGAACAUAUCUUCAAUUCUUUUGUGCACACACCCAGGAAUGGGAUUGCUGGCUCAUGUGACUAUUCCACUUUUGAGAAACUGCCCAACUCUCAGUAGCUGCAUUAUUUUCACUCCUACCAGCAAUCUAUGAGGGUGUCAGUUUCUUCACUUCUCAACAUCACUGUCCCUUUUUUAUGGUAGGCAUCCUAGUGGGUAUGAAGUGGUAUUUCUUUUGUGAUUGUAAUUUGCAUUUCCCUAGUGACUAGGAUGUUGAGCAUCUUCUCAUAUUUGUUGACCAUUUGUAUAUCUUUUAAAAAUGUGUAUUGAGAUCGUUUUUUUCCCAUCUUUAAAUUGGUUUGUGUUUUUAUUGUGGAAAUGUAACGAUUAUUCUGGAUAUUAGAUCUUUACAUAGUUUGUAAAUAUCUCCAUUCUGUGGGUUGUUUUCACUUCAUCUGAUGAACAAAAGUAUUUAUUGGGUGGGGGUGUACUGGGGAUUGAACCCGGGGGGGGCUUUACUAUUGAGCUUUAUUCCCAGCCCCCCCCCCCCCUUUUUUUUAAUUGGAGACAGGGUCUUGCUAAAUUGUCAAAGCUGGCCUCAAAUUUAUGAACCUCCUCCCUCGUAGCUAGGAUUGCAGGCAUGUUUCACUAAACCCAGCUUUUUGAGUUUUCUGAGUUUGUUUCCACUGCUGGGGGUCAAACCCAGGGCCUUGUGCAUGCUAGGCAAGAGCUCUGCCUCUGAGCUGUGAAGUAGGAGUCCAUACUUACUAUUUUAAAUUUAUAGGCCUCUCUGAGCCUUCCAGUUUCCCAAGACAUCCUUCCUUGAAAUCUCCUCUUGAGUUUUUCCCUGUGAGAUCAUUCAGUGACUCACAUUUUCAUCUCUUGCCCUUAUCUCUUAUGAGGUCAGUUAUUUUACCAACCUUUUAGGCAGUUUCAUCCAGAUACACCACAGGCUCCCCAACUUCAGUGUGACCAAAACGCAACUUGAUUUGUUCUUCACAUUACCUCUCUGCUUCCCUUAGAUCUGAUAAAAGCAUCACCACUGAGGCUGGGAUGUAAAACCAACCACCAUCCAUUACAUUGCUUAAGAAACCUGGAAAGUAGGAAAAAAGCUAAUAGUUGGUUGCACAAGGAUGUAAUCCCUGUGAGGCUGAGGCAUGAAGCUCACAAGUUAAAGGCCAGCCUCAGCAGCUUACUGAGACCCUGUCUCAAAAAGGAUUAAGGGUGUAGCUCAAUGGUAGAACAUCCAUGAGUUCAAUCCCCAGUACCACAAGGUGUAAAAAGUCUGAAAGUGACCCCAAAUUGCUCUCCUACUUCCAUCAUAGCACAUCACUACUGGGUAAGUCAUGGUGACUUGACUUUAAAAAUUUAGGGGUAUUUUUGUCAUGGAAAAUUUGAAAUAUUUGCCAAAGUAGAAUGUAAUGAACCCCUGUGCACGUAUCGUGUAGCUCCAGCAGUUGGCAACUGGAGCCAGUUUUAUUUAAUUUGUAUUACUGUCCCCUUUAGCAUAACCUAACGAAUAGUAUGAUUCGUAUAUAUCUAAAGGAUGUAGACGACUAACAUCACAAUACCAUUAUACCAAAAAUAAUUAACAUUGAUUUCUUAAUAUUAUUAAAUACCUAAGAUCUCAAA
Marmota monax (woodchuck) is the source of this 5231-nucleotide messenger RNA. RefSeq names its product high mobility group nucleosomal binding domain 2 (gene Hmgn2). The transcript is spliced from 6 exons. Bases 198 to 470 code for a protein of 90 amino acids. Gene Ontology annotation, biological process: chromatin organization. Gene Ontology annotation, cellular component: nucleus; chromatin. Lineage: Eukaryota; Metazoa; Chordata; Mammalia; Rodentia; Sciuridae. Gene Ontology annotation, molecular function: nucleosomal DNA binding. The record is from RefSeq and is a predicted model, not a curated record.